Molecule: messenger RNA, 3389 nt
Organism: Dunckerocampus dactyliophorus (ringed pipefish)
Lineage: Eukaryota; Metazoa; Chordata; Actinopteri; Syngnathiformes; Syngnathidae
Gene: rpz4
Product: rapunzel 4
Exons: 2
Coding region: 1459-2634 (391 amino acids)
Source: RefSeq, a predicted model, not a curated record
UUUUAAAAAAAAGUUUUUUUAAAUAAAAAUAUCAAAGCAGCCGUCUGCAUUCUUUGAUUUUUUUUUUUUUUUUCGAAAAAAGUCUGGACACCCCUGCUGGAGCUAGUCAGUAAACAAAAGGUACUAAUGAUAAGAACUAACAUGCAUAGAAUAUGUAUAAUGGACACAAUUCAAGUAUACUAUCGUGGUGAGUCAUGAUUUUUGUAAUGGAAAAAAUGUGCUUCUAAUGUGCUACAAUAAAUAUUAGGUCAUAUUUUUUAAUAUUUGCCUAUUUUUAAUCUGCAGUGCCUCUCAGUAGAGCAUAGAUCUUUGCAUUGUGUGUGUGUGUGAGAUUGUGUGUGUGUGUAAUAACCUAAACUUUCAUUUUUCCCAUGCAUUAUCACUGAGAAAUUAUGGAUUUUGUUUUUUCAAAUCCUUAUCUCGCAGAAAAGAAUGCAAAACGCGCACCUUCUUAUAUGUCGUCAUGCUAAAAAUAAUAUGUGCAUGUCUCAGAUCAAGGGUACCUAAGUGUUACAUUUCAAACUUGUGGAUAGACCUUGGUAAUGUUAUCAACACAAACUUCAGACAUUGCAAAACACACACCCAACAUACCAGAGCUGGAGACAUCUUCCAUUUCCCAUAGCAACCCUCCCAAGUUCACUCUUUCUUAAAUGUAAAGUACAUAACUCGGUGUCCACUUGGUGUUAGACUUUUGUUCAAAUAAUCUAAUUUUACUCUUUUAUACACAAAAAAUCACUUUAGUUGCAGAGUUGAGUAAUUAUUCCAUGAAUAUAUACCAUUGUAAUCAUCAUGGGGUUUGUUUUUCCAUGGAAUUAUGUUCUUCAAAGUUUUCAUCGGCAGGCGGACACGAAGGUGAUGUACUUUUCACUAAUGAUUACACAACAGUUUUUUGGGUUUUUUUUACACUGAGAAUAAAACACAUUAGAAACCAAUUUCAGACAUCAUUCUUUAAUUCUAAGUAGAAAUCAUGACAAAAUGAUCAGAGAAAAUAUUGUUAAUUUCACAACAAAAGUAGACAUGCUUUACAUGUAACAUUUCAAUGUCCAAAUAUAGACACUUUUUUAAAACAUAGCCGUGCUAACGCAAAAUAAAAACAUGAACAGGCUUAAUUUAUGGUUUGGUAAGCUUCCUCACUCUAUAAACGUCAGAGUGAUAGGGAUAGUACACAUUGUUAGAACAACAAUCUCAAAUACUACUCAAGUGAAGUUGAAGACAGCAAAGGGUACCCUUGAUCUGAGCCAUGCACACACAUAUACAUAGAUAUUCAUUUUAAUCGCUGAAGGAAAGUGCUGGAUUGUAUAUUUUUUUGUAUUUGUUGCAUAUGAGUCGUAUACUGCAGACUGACGAGUGGGUGCUGUCCCCUGCUGAGGCCGAGUGACUAAAUCCCCAGGAGACAGAGCUGAACAGCUUUAUUUUCUGUUGCCGUGGCAACCUGCCGAGUUUGAUCGCAACACCGAGAUGGCCAACCAGCUGCAGAGGCUCGUGGCGGAGAAGAAGGACUUGGUGGAGACGGUGAUGGAGGCCUUCGAGCAGGGAGCCGAGGUGGUGGCCAGCAUUGCCGGCGACCUCUUCCCCGUCUUCUCCAUCGCUGCGCCUAUCGUAAAGCUGGCUCUGGACAACGUGGAGACCAAGGAGGCCGCCUUCAUGAGGGAGCAGUUCCAGAAGGUGCGUGACCGCCUGGAGGUCGUCUCGGAGCAGAUGCAGAGGAUCCAUGACGAGAUCAAGAAGAGCGGCGUGGACGCGGCCUACUUCUCCGUGGAGGAGAACAUCACCAACCAGUUCAGGAAGUACAUGGACAUCCUCAACGCCAAAGCCAAGUUCCGGGAAGUUAAGAAGAAGCUCUUCCUGGAGCAUUUUGACAAGACGGGCGGCGACAAGAAUCUCAACAUCCUGUACAAUGCCGUGACGGGCGACAACUUCUCCGGGGAGUCGGUGCUGGAGAUCAUCCUCAACUACGAGGAGAAGAGUCGGCGGUCGAUGGAGGACUUCUGUGCCAGGCUGAAAAAACUCUUCUGCCUUGGGCUCAUCGCACUGCUGGGCCACGCCGCCUUGAAGGGCUACGACGAGGAGGAGGUGCUCCUCAAAGACUGGAACGAAAAAAUGAAGGUGGUCCAGGACAAAAUGAACGCCGUCAUCGAGGAUUGCAUCGUCAGCUUCCCCAAACAGGCCGAGCUGGAUUCCCGGCGGCUGGUGAGGGACCGCCCGGACUGGACCAACCAGCAGCUGGCCGACGCCAUCGUAGCCAAGCUCAAGGGGAAGUAUGACUGGGUGGGCUGGUCGGUGCGCGUCUUCAAGUCCCCCUCGGGCCUGUUUGCCCCAAAGAAGGACUACCACUGCUCGACGGGAAGGAACCGCUUCCAGGUGCCCGCGUCUGACAGCAAACUCAACGUGGUGGUGUCCUACAGUUCCUCCGCUGAACCCGUGAACCGCAAUCACAUCCAGCAGCUGAUCCAGAGCCAGAAGAAGCUCAGCGCGGUGGCGGUGGCUGAGAUGCUGUUCGAGAAGCUGCCUGGCGAGUGCGCGGUCCACACGGUGAAGACCAGCAAGGACCUGGCCUGCGCCUGGAGCUUCUCGGACGAGCUGCACUACUGGGAGGAGCACAAGAACUUGUACGUGUGCGUUCACUCGGCGUGACGAGCGAGCGACGCCUCCGAGCUGCCACACUUUUCACCUUCAUGUGCCUUCAUGCUCCUCCAAAUCCUCCAACAACAUCACAUUCCAGCUUUGGACACCUUUUGGGAAAAUGAACAUUCCUUCUAAAGAGAGAUAAUUGGUUCCAGACAAUGAGCUAAUUCCCAACAUAAGUCCGCAACACUGACAUGGAAAGAAGCACAGUCAUCCCAGCACUAGCUAAAAGCGUGCUACAAAUACGCUGCAUGCUAAUUUCGCCACAACCAGGAACCUCACUCCAUCACUUUACACCAUUAUACUUCCUUUUGCUAUACAUUACUACUUCAUUUCCAAAUGCCCGUCACUUGCUGUUUUACUUUUCCAUUUCCUCUGCAGCCCAUCUAGGCAGCAAACUAGAUACGUCCGCGCCAACAGCGCAGUCGCGACGUUUACUUUGGGUUGCUCGACGACGUAACGACGACAUAACCCGCACUAAUGUAGGCGGCGUUCAGCCAAGUGGUACGCCUUUGUUAGCGUUUCAUUAACCACUAUGAUCAAAUGUGUGUGUGUGUGGCUCCAAGAUGUUAUCACCUGAAUGACAUUUUCCUCACAUUAACUCCAAGAUAUGUAUUUCUAACAUGACUGCAGGUAUUAUUCCAAUCAAGUUCUUCUAAUAAACUAUGAAUAUUGGCCUUCAUUGCUUUUGUUUGUGUUUAUUAUGAAACACUUGCAUUAGUGUGGGCGUGUGUUGGCUUAAUACAGUGCUUCUCAAAUAGUGU